Molecule: messenger RNA, 1706 nt
Organism: Pelodiscus sinensis (Chinese soft-shelled turtle)
Lineage: Eukaryota; Metazoa; Chordata; Testudines; Trionychidae
Source: RefSeq, a predicted model, not a curated record
CGGCCCCGGGCGGGAUGGGGGCGUGGGGAGAGGCGAGCCCCUCAGUCCGCGGCGGACGCGUCCACCCCCGGGGCCUCUCGCGGUCCCGCUAGAGCUGGGUCGAACCGGGCCACCCCCCGCGUCCGGGCAUCCCACAGGGGUGGGGCAGAGAAGGCGCCCCCCAGCAUCACACGUUUUUCUGGGUCAGGCGUUUCUGUGGGACUCCCACAAACCAACUGCCAUCUGGCCUGUUUUUUUGUGCAUGUGGAAUAGAUAGUUCAAACUGUACUGAAUAUUUAAAAGAUCAACCGUGAAUGCUGAAUUUAGAAGUUCCCUACUAAAUCGAAUCCACAAUCACUUAAAAUCCAUCCCCUAAAAAUGAAGCACCAAAAGAAAACUCUCAAUGGCAAAAUUAAAAAGCAAAGAAGGUGGAAGAACACCCACCCAGGAAGCAACCUUCAGUGACCAGCUGAAAGGGAACCUGGAGCGGUAACAGCAGGAGAAGUCUGGCGAGUGAUGCCCUGAAAAUGAACGGGUGCUUCGAAGGUGUUGGGCUGCGAUGCCUUUUUAAGGGCGUCAGCACGGCUGCUCCCAAGCCCCCCAGAUACCUCCUUGUCUUUGACUUUGAUGAGACAAUCAUCAAUGAAAACAGCGACGACUCAGUCAUCAAGGCGGCUCCGGGACAGGCGCUUCCAGAGCAUAUCCGGCAGACCUUCCGGGACGGCUUCUACAACGAGUACAUGCAGCGUGUCUUCGAGUACCUGGGAGACCAGGGGGUGAAGAUGCUGAACUACAAAACAGUCUAUGAGAACAUCCCGCUGUCUCCUGGGAUGCCAGAGCUCUUUCAGUUCCUCUCCAAGAACCAGGACCAGUUUGAGAUCAUCCUCCUCUCUGAUGCCAACAUGUUUGGCAUCGAGUGCUCUUUGAGAGCUGCGGGCGUCUACUCCCUCUUCCGCAAAAUCUUUAGCAACCCCUCCGGGUUUGACAAGAGAGGCUACCUCACCUUGGGGCCCUAUCACACUCACAAGUGCCCCCAGUGUCCGGCCAACAUGUGCAAGCGCAAAAUCCUGACCGAGUACCUCACGGAGCGGGCCCAGGAGGGGGCGGAGUUCGAGCGCGUGUUCUACGUCGGGGAUGCGGCCAAUGAUUUCUGCCCUUCCGUGGCUUUGACUUCGACUGAUAUCGCUUUCCCACGGAAGGGCUACCCCAUGCACCAGAUGACCCAGGAGAUGGAGAAAAAGCAACCCAGAGCCUUCCAGGCCACAGUGGUACCCUGGGAUUCGGCGGUAGAAGUUGGCUGCUAUCUGCAGGAGCUCCUCAAGAAGAAAUGCUGAGAAGGCCGAGUGGGUAGGAGGAGACUCUCUUGCUGCCCUUGAGGCAGCUUGGGGAUACUAUGCAGGAAAGAGGGAAAUCCAGGAGCGCUCCAUACCUUAUAAUGGCCCAGCUGCCUCCAUUUCUAGCUUUGCAGAGUUGGACUCUUGGAAUGUCUGGAUUUCUUCCCCCAUCCCUUCUCUCUUCUUUCAAAAAGCACAUUCUCUGGGUCUCCUUUUCCCCCCUUCUCCCCCUGAUCUUGAGACAAGGUCUUCUCUAUGCAGUGAGCACACCCGGCCAGCAGAAAGGGUGUUAGCCAGAUGGGUUUAUUUUUACCGUCGCCUUGAAUUCACGGAAGCGAGUCUUUUUAAGUAAUAAAACAAGCUAGUUCUCCCGAGGGCUACGAAGUGCCCAGG